GCGGCGGAUGUUUACGGCGGCCGAGGUCGGAGCGGCGUCCGGGCCGCGGACGCCAGGGACGCGCCCGAGCAGCUGCCGUCGCGGCCCAGACCCGCGGGCCGCCGAGCGCGGAGUCUUGCCUGAGUGUAAUUCUGAACAUGGGCGGUGCGGUGAGUGCUGGAGAGGACAACGAUGAGCUGAUUGAUAAUCUGAAGGAAGCCCAGUAUAUCCGSACGGAACUGGUAGAGCAGGCUUUCCGAGCUAUCGAUCGUGCAGAUUAUUAUCUUGAAGAGUUUAAAGAAAAUGCCUACAAGGACUUGGCAUGGAAGCAUGGAAACAUUCACCUCUCCGCCCCAUGUAUCUACUCAGAGGUGAUGGAGGCCCUGGAUCUGCAGCCUGGCUUUCUGAACCUGGGCAGUGGCACUGGCUACCUCAGCUCCAUGGUGGGCCUUAUUCUAGGUCCUUUUGGUGUGAACCAUGGGGUGGAGCUACAUUCAGAUGUUAUAGAGUAUGCAAAGCAGAAACUGGACUUCUUCAUCAGAACAAGUGAUAGCUUCGACAAGUUUGACUUCUGCGAGCCCUCCUUUGUUACUGGCAAUUGCCUGGAGAUUUCCCCAGAUUGUUCUCAGUAUGAUCGGGUGUACUGUGGGGCAGGUGUGCAGAAAGAACAUGAAGAGUACAUGAAGAGUCUUCUCAAGGUUGGAGGAAUUCUGGUCAUGCCCCUGGAGGAGAAGUUGACCAAGAUAACGCGCAUAGGCCCUUCUGCUUGGGAAACCAAAAAGAUUCUGGCUGUUUCCUUCGCUCCUCUGGUCCAGCCCUGCCACUCGGAGUCAGGAAAGUCCAGACUUGUCCAGCUACCACCAUUGGCUGUCCGCAGCCUCCAGGACUUGGCCCGCAUUGCCAUCAGGGGCACCAUCAAGAAGGUCAUUCAUCAGGAAGCAGCGAGCAGAACAUUAGGUAAUGAAUACCUGCCACUUAGGCAGUACUUUAAGGCAGCUGGUACACAGUGGGUAGUGGUGGUGGGUGGCCCAGGGACUACUGACCCUGGAUUCAUGGAAGCUGCUGGUGCCUAG
Molecule: messenger RNA, 1052 nt
Organism: Urocitellus parryii (Arctic ground squirrel)
Lineage: Eukaryota; Metazoa; Chordata; Mammalia; Rodentia; Sciuridae
Gene: Pcmtd2
Product: protein-L-isoaspartate (D-aspartate) O-methyltransferase domain containing 2
Biological process (GO): protein modification process
Cellular component (GO): cytoplasm
Molecular function (GO): protein-L-isoaspartate (D-aspartate) O-methyltransferase activity
Source: RefSeq, a predicted model, not a curated record